Molecule: messenger RNA, 918 nt
Organism: Echinostoma caproni
Lineage: Eukaryota; Metazoa; Platyhelminthes; Trematoda; Plagiorchiida; Echinostomatidae
Source: the annotation of a GenBank genome assembly
AUGGUCUCCCUGUUAGAUUCCAGCCGAAAAGCCUUGUUUUCACGGUGUGCAGUUUCAGAUGAGGAACACAGUGAAGAUGAUGACUUUUUCAUCAACAGCCCGGCAUCCAAACGACGUCGAACGUCUCGUGUUUCAAAAACUGACAAUCGAAACCUAGGUCAUACGUUAACUCUGGACGACCGGGCGAGAGUGCCGAUCGGCUGGAAACCGCUCCGUACAACCAAACUGGGUUUCGAGUCCGGAAGCGAUACGGACGAGUCCGAUCGAAUGAGUGACUUCGCAUUGGACGCGUUUUCUGAAGCACACAGCAUCGAUGAAGAUGACGAUUCUCAAUCAAGCACAUCUCGUAGAGCCAUACCUGAAUGGCGCUCUAAAGCCUAUCUAUUGUUGGGACCUUCUGGUAUCGGUAAAACAUCAAUGGUAUACGCUUUGGCACACGAUUUGGGCUUCAAGGUUUUCGAACUGAACCCAUCAACCCGUCGAUCUGGAAAGGACUUAUCGGAUCAGUUUCAAGUCGCUUUGGAUUCACACCACGUGGCCAAGGAACAUCUGUUACACACUUUCAGCACAUUCCACAUGACAAGUCCUAAAGGACUCAAUCUGAGUUGCAAUUCUCUCGUUCUGUUGGAUGAGGUGGAUGUUCUGUUUGAUAGUGAUCGGGGAUUUUGGAACGGGCUGGACAAUCUACUCCAAUUGGGACGGAGACCGAUUAUUCUGACAGCAUCGGAUCCGGCCAUUAUUCAUGAGCUUCCAAUAUCUGCUCGUGUCUGUCGUGUCAAACCUCCGGAUAAGGUGAGUAUUCUGGGACAUCUAUCUCCUUUCGUUUAUUGUGGUAUGACGGGAUUCGCAUUCCGAGUCCCAGGGCUUAGGUUUCAGGCUACUGUAAGUGAACUGGCUCCGAACCAGUAUCCCGGGUAA